Molecule: messenger RNA, 6411 nt
Organism: Misgurnus anguillicaudatus (oriental weatherfish)
Lineage: Eukaryota; Metazoa; Chordata; Actinopteri; Cypriniformes; Cobitidae
Source: RefSeq, a predicted model, not a curated record
GUCUAAAUAUAAUGAGAUAGUAUGAGCAUAUAAAAGGGGAAUGGGUGUAUGGGAAACAGGUCUUGUUCGAGACGAUGGGGAUGUUUCAUGCACUGAGUGCUGUGUUUGCUGUCACUCUCCUAGUAAGCGGAUGUGAUGCAAACCUAUCAGGAGUAUGUGGCAGACCUUCAUUCUCGUUAGAUGGAGGACAAAAUGCUUCAUCUGGUGCUUGGCCGUGGCAGGUCAGUCUUCAUUGGAGCUAUGGACAUUUCUGUGGUGGAUCGCUCAUUAACAAUCAAUGGGUACUGACAGCAGCUCACUGCUUUUCCAGUUAUACAACCACUGGCCUGACUGUGUACCUGGGCCGACAGACACAGUCAGGAUCAAAUCCAAAUGAGGUGAACAGAACUGUCUCCAGAAUAAUCAUUCAUUCAAACUACAGUAUAUUCACUGGUGACAAUGACAUUGCUCUUCUGCGUUUGUCUUCACCUGUGAAUUUUACUGACUAUAUAAUGCCGGUCUGCCUGGCGGCAACAGGCAGCAGCUUCUUCAAUGGCACAAUGAGCUGGGUCACUGGAUGGGGAGAUACUGACUCUAGUGUUUCUCUGGAUGCACCACAAAAUCAACAAGUGGAAGUGCCUGUCAUUGGAAACAGAAAGUGUAAAUGUCUUUAUGCUAGAAACAGUGAUAUCACAAAUAACAUGAUCUGUGCUGGACCAUUACAAGAUGGGAAAGACUCCUGCCAGGGUUAUUCUGGUGGACCUAUGGUCAGCAAACAGGGCUCAGCCUGGAUCCAGUCUGGCAUUGUUAGCUUUUGUAGAGGGUGUGCAUUACCCAAUUUUCCUGGUGUGUAUACCAGAGUUUCUCAGUACCAGAGUUGGAUCAACCGCCAUAUCACCGGAAUACAGCCAGGUUUCAUUAAAUUCACUUCCAAUGGAACUGAUGGUGACUUAAGUGUGAGCUGUGCCAGUGUACCUGCUAUUAUAUCAAUGGCUGCAGUAUGUGGCAGACCUUCACCUUCAAUAGUUGGAGGACAGAAUGCUUCCACUGGUGCUUGGCCGUGGCAGGUCAGUCUUCACAGCAGCUAUAGACAUUUCUGUGGUGGAUCACUCAUCAAUAAUGAAUGGGUAAUGACAGCAGCUCACUGCUUUUCCAGUUACAGUUAUUCAACCACUAGCCUGACUGUGUACCUGGGCCGGCAGACACAGUCAGGAUCAAAUCCUAAUGAGGUGAUCAGAACUGUCUCCAAAAUCAUCAUUAAUCCAAACUAUAAUAAAUUCACUGGUGACAAUGACAUUGCUCUUGUGCGUUUGUCUUCACCUGUGGAUUUUACUGACUAUAUAAUACCGGUCUGCCUGGCAUCAGCAGGCAGCAGCUUCUUCAAUGGCACAUUGAGCUGGGCCACUGGAUGGGGAGAUACUGACUCUGGUGUUUCUCUGGCUGCACCACAAACUCUACAGGAAGUGCAAAUGCUUGUCAUUGGAAACAGAAAGUGUAAAUGUCUUUAUGCUCCAUUUGGUAUCACAAACAAUAUGAUCUGUGCUGAACCAUUACAAUGUGGAAACGGCUCCUGCCAGGGUGACUCUGGUGGACCUGUCGUCAUCAAACAUGGCUCAGUCUGGAUACAGUCUGGGAUUGUAAGUUUCGGUAGAGGGUGUGCUUUAUCCAAUUUUCCUGGUGUGUCUACCCGAGUUUCUCGAUACCAGAGUUGGAUCAACAAGUGUAUCACCACCAACAAACCCGGUUUCAUUAAAUUCACCUCCAAUGGUACUGAUGGUGACUUAAGCGUAAGCUGUGCCCGUGUACCUGCCAUUACAUCAACUGCUGCAGUAUGUGGCAGACCUUCUUUCCCAAUAGUUGAAGGACAGAAUGCUACAGCUGGUGCUUGGCCGUGGCAGGUCAGUCUUCAUGAUCGCUCUGGACAUUUCUGUGGUGGAUCACUCAUCAACAAUGAAUGGGUCCUGACGGCUGCUCAAUGCUUUUCCAGUACUUUAACCACUGGCCUGACUGUGUAUCUGGGCCGACAGUCACAGUCAGGAUCAAAUUCAAAUGAGGUGAACAGAACUGUCUCCCAAAUCAUCAUUCAUCCAAACUACAGUGUAUUGACUGGUGACAAUGACAUUGCUCUUCUGCAUUUGUCUUCACCUGUGCAUUUUACUGACUAUAUAAAACCAGUCUGCCUGGCGGCAGCAGACAGCAGCUUCUUCAACGGCACAAUGAGCUGGGUCACUGGAUGGGGAGAUACAGACUCGGAGUUUUCUCUGGCUGCAUCACAAACUCUACAGGAAGUGCAAGUGCCUGUCAUUGGGAACAUAAUGUGUAAUUGUCUUUAUGCUGGAAACAGUAAAAUCACAAACAACAUGAUCUGUGCUGGACCAUUACAAGACAGGAAUGACUGCCAGGCCGAUUCUGGUGGACCUAUGGUCAGCAAACAGGGCUCAAUCUGGAUCCAGUCUGGCAUUGUGAGCUUUGAUAACGGGUGUGCAUUACCCAGUUUUCCUGGUGUGUAUACCAGAGUUUCUCAGUACCAGAGUUGGAUCAACCAGCAGAUCACCACCAACCAGCCAGGUUUCAUUACAUUCACCUCCAAUGGUACUGAUGCUGACUUAAGCGUGGGCUGUGCCAGUGUACCUGCCACUACUUUAGCUGCUGUCUCUUCAAAUACUACAACAACCAUCCCCACCACCACUACUACUAAUACUACUUCUACUACUACUACUACUACUACUACUACUACUACUACUUUUACUACUACUACUACAACCACUGCAGUAUGUGGCAGACCUUCAUUCCCAAUAGUUGAAGGACAGAAUGCUUCAGCUGGUGCUUGGCCGUGGCAGGUCAGUCUUCAUGGGAGCUCUGGACAUUUCUGUGGUGGAUCACUCAUCAACAAUGAAUGGGUAAUGACAGCAGCUUACUGCUUGUCCAGUUAUUCAACCACUGGCCUGACUGUGUACUUGGGCCGACAGACACAGUCAGGAUCAAAUCCAAAUGAGGUGAACAGAACUGUCUCCCAAAUCAUCAUUCAUCCAAACUACAGUAUAUUGACUGGUGACAAUGACAUUGCUCUUCUGCGUUUGUCUUCACCUGUGGAUUUUACUGACUAUAUAUUACCGGUCUGCCUUGCGGCAGCAGACAGCAGCUUCUUCAACGGCACAAUGAGCUGGGUCACUGGAUGGGGAGAUACUGUCUCUGGAGUUUCUCUGGUUGCAUCACAAACUCUACAAGAAGUGCAAGUGCCUGUCAUUGGGAACAAAAAUUGUAAAUGUCUUUAUGCUGAAUACAGUAACAUCACAGACAACAUGAUCUGUGCUGGACCAUUACAAGGCGGCUUCUGCCAGGGCGAUUCUGGUGGACCUAUGGUCAGCAAUCAGGGCUCAGUCUGGAUCCAGUCUGGCAUUGUGAGCUUUGGUAAUGGGUGUGUUUUGCCCAAUGUUCCUGGUGUGUAUACCAAAGUUUCUCAGUACCAAAGUUGGAUCAACCAGCAGAUCACCACCAACCAGCCAGGUUUCAUUACAUUCACCUCCAAUGGUACUGAUGGUGACUCAAGCGUGGGCUGUGCCAGUGUACCUGCCAUUACAUCAACUGCUGUCCCUUCAAAUAUUACAACAACCAUCCCCACCGCCACUAACACUACUACUUCAACUACUAUUACUACUACUAUUACUACUACUACUACUUCUUCUACUACUAAUACUACUACUACAACAACCAGUGCACUAUGUGGCAGACCUUCAUUCCCAAUAGUUGAAGGACAGAAUGCUUCAGCUGGUGCUUGGCCGUGGCAGGUCAGUCUUCAUGGGAGCUCUGGACAUUUCUGUGGUGGAUCACUCAUCAACAAUGAAUGGGUACUGACAGCAGCUCACUGCUUUUCCAGUUAUUCAACCACUGGCCUGACUGUGUAUCUGGGCCGACAGACACAGUCAGGAUCAAAUCCAAAUGAGGUGAACAGAACUGUCUCCCAAAUCAUCAUUCAUCCAAACUACAGUAUAUUGACUGGUGACAAUGACAUUGCUCUUCUGCAUUUGUCUUCACCUGUGCAUUUUACUGACUAUAUAUUACCGGUCUGCCUGGCGGCAGCAGACAGCAGCUUCUUCAAUGGCACAAUGAGCUGGGUCACUGGAUGGGGAGAUACUGUCUCUGGAGUUUUUCUGGUUGCAUCACAAACUCUACAAGAAGUGCAAGUGCCUGUCAUUGGGAAAAAAAAUUGUAAAUGUCUUUAUGCUGAAUACAGUAACAUCACAGACAACAUGAUCUGUGCUGGACCAUUACAAGGCGGCUUCUGCCAGGGCGAUUCUGGUGGACCUAUGGUCAGCAAUCAGGGCUCAGUCUGGAUCCAGUCUGGCAUUGUGAGCUUUGGUAAUGGGUGUGUUUUGCCCAAUGUUCCUGGUGUGUAUACCAGAGUUUCUCAGUACCAAAGUUGGAUCAACCAGCAGAUCACCACCAACCAGCCAGGUUUCAUUACAUUCACCUCCAAUGGUACUGAUGGUGACUCAAGCGUGGGCUGUGCCAGUUUACCUGCCAUUACAUCAACUGCUGUCCCUUCAAAUAUUACAACAACCAUCCCCACCGCCACUAACACUACUACUUCAACUACUAUUACUACUACUACUACUUCUACUACUACUAAUACUACUACUACAACAACCAGUGCACAAAUCGAGACUCAUCAGACCAGGCAACAUUUUUCCAGUCUUCAACUGUCCAAUUUUGUAUGUGGCAGACCUUCAUUCCCAAUAGUUGAAGGACAGAAUGCUUCAGCUGGUGCUUGGCCGUGGCAGGUCAGUCUUCAUGGGAGCUCUGGACAUUUCUGUGGUGGAUCACUCAUCAACAAUGAAUGGGUACUGACAGCAGCUCACUGCUUUUCCAGUACUUUAACCACUGGCCUGACUGUGUAUCUGGGCCGACAGACACAGUCAGGAUCAAAUCCAAAUGAGGUGAACAGAACUGUCUCCCAAAUCAUCAUUCAUCCAAACUACAGUAGAUUAACUGAUGGCGAUGACAUUGCUCUUCUGCAUUUGUCUUCACCUGUGAAUUUUACUGACUAUAUAAUACCGGUCUGCCUGGCGGCAGCAGGCAGCAGCUUCUUCAACGGCACAAUGAGCUGGGUCACUGGAUGGGGAGAUACUGUCUCUGGAGUUUCUCUGGCUGCAUCACAAACUCUACAGGAAGUACAAGUGCCUGUUAUUGGGAACAGAAAGUGUAAAUGUCUUUAUGCUGGAAACAGUAACAUUACAAACAACAUGAUCUGUGCUGGACCAUUACAAGGUGGCUUCUGCCAGGGUUAUUCUGGUGGACCUAUGGUCAGCAAACAGGGCUCAGUCUGGAUCCAGUCUGGCAUUGUGAGCUUUGGUAAUGGGUGUGUUUUACCCAAUUGUACUGGUGUAUAUACCCGAGUUUCUCAGUACCAAAGUUGGAUCAACCAGCAGAUCACCACCAACCAGCCAGGUUUCAUUACAUUCACCUCCAAUGGUACGGAUGGUGACUUGGGUACGAGUUGUCCCAUUAUAUCAAGUACUUUAGCCAGCACAUCAUCACAAUCAUCACAAUCCUCACAAUCAUCACAAUCCUCUCAAUCAUCACAAUCAUCACAAUCCUCACAAUCAUCACAAUCAUUACAAGUUUCCCCCACCAGUUUUACUGCUGCACUCUUGCUUUUACUUACAGCACUCCAGAUCUUUUAUUGAAACUGAGAUCAGUAAGGUCUAGGCAGUAACACAACGCUUAGAUCAGUGGUUCUCAAACUUUUUCAGCGUGCGGCCCCCCUUGUAUAUGGUGCAUUCCUUCGCGGCCCCCCAAAUUUUUUUAUAACAAAUUUGUUCUAAAACGUAACAUUUUAAUAAGACAAAACAUAUUAAAGAAUACAAAGUAGUGCUGUUGGUUAGUAGCCUUAUUUUUUUAGGUUUAAUUACACAGAAUUCAUGAUAAAUUAAUGUAUUUUAUGAAAUGUCAUAAAACUGGGGCCCCCCUGGCACCAUCUCGCGGCCCCCAGUUUGAGAACCACUGACUUAGAUUACCAUUGUAGAUUACUGUAAAAACUAAGAGGAAUGAUAUGUUUUCAUUUGAUUCAUCUGACUAUACUGUUAAUGUAAACCUCAUUUUUCUCUUUUGUAUAGACUUAGGUGAACUGAAAUAUUGUUAUACAAGUUGUUAUUUUAGACCAUACAUGGCUGUAUGUUGUUUAAUUAGCAGUAGAAUAAAUGCAAAGCUAAAACUGUAACCAGGAUGCUUUCUAAUAUCAGCCAAUUACACUGUACAAUUUCUGUGGAAGUUUAUAGACUUUCUGGAAGUCCCAGUUUAUCUACAUAUCUAAAUUAGAGAGUACUUAAAAAAUUUGUAAAUUAAGUGUUGCUUUUAUUUUUCAUAAAUGUGUGAUUCUAAAGAAAAACAGCAUUGUUAGGAUUUCCUUUGAGCAAACUUUUCUUAGUAAUC